This is a messenger RNA of Penicillium argentinense, 2856 nucleotides long. RefSeq lists its product as uncharacterized. The transcript is spliced from 3 exons. Lineage: Eukaryota; Fungi; Ascomycota; Eurotiomycetes; Eurotiales; Aspergillaceae. Bases 1 to 2856 code for a protein of 951 amino acids. The record is from RefSeq and is a predicted model, not a curated record.
AUGAACCACCAGCCCCCAGAUCCUGCGCGCCGUGCCUCACAAGGUAGCGGCGGCAGUCCAGUGUACUCCGGUGACUGGAAACAUGAUUCGCAACGCCUGUGGUCGCCGUUGGUCGCGACCCUCCCCUUCGAGACCUCAAUGCUAACAGCCUUCGUGGGACGAGUAGGACAAGAACAAUCGGCACCGCCCGCCUUUGGCAAUCGUCAAAUGCCGCCCCCGUCGCCGCCACACGCGUACGCCUCGCGAUCGCAAUCAGCCAACGCGCCCGCUUCAUCCCUACUAUCCCGCGAGCCCCCUGGCGGCCAUGCCCAUCGUCCCGGCAGCAGCAUGUCCAUCUCGUCGAUGCUAGGAUCGGAUGCAGAGCGUCCGGCGCGAGAGUCGGGCUCCGUCUUUUCGCGCCCGUCCCCCAUGUUCGGGAAUGCGCCAACCUCAACCGCGGCCGCCAUGUCACCACCCUCCGCACCGGCGCGUCAAUCCCCCCUCGAUCAAUCCCUUUUCCGUCGGUCACAUACUCCCGAAAAGUCAUUUUCCAAACCUCCGCUGGGUCGUCCCUAUCGAUCGGGAUCGGGCGGAGGAUCCAGUCUACUUGGCGGUGAACCGGCCAAAUAUGGCGGUAUGUCACGGACACCACUUUCGCAGUAUCCCGAAAAGCCCCAUUCAACACACCCAUCACCGAAAGUGUCCCCGGUCGAAUCGCCCUACAACGAACCUCGUCGGAUGAGUUUCAGUGGCCCAAUCUCGCGGCCCAACAGCCAACCGCCAAACGCAGAGAUGGGCACCCGCCCCCCUGGUUAUAGCCCGCUUUCGCGUCCGGGUGGAGGGCUCGCAGAUCGACUUGAGGCUGGACAACGGCCAUCCUCUACCUCCUAUGCAGGUCUCGAUCCGCACGCUCGAGAACACAGUCGUUUUGGCAGUUUGUUUGGGGAUCGUCGCUCGGAAGAAACCGCGCCUCGGGACCGGGAACGAUUGGGACUUGGACAGGACGCGAAGGGGUCAUCACUGGGUGGACCAGCCCGAUAUGGUUCUAUUUAUGGCGAGCGAGAACCGCUAGACCGCCAUUCGAACGCAUCGACUUGGGAUCAGGGCCGCUCCCACCCGUCGUCCCCAGAGACAAAACGUUUCCCUGCGCCUGAAUCUGGUUCGGGCUUUGGUUUUGGCGCCAUUCAGAGCUAUACCAAGUCACUAGGGUCCCAGCCAGGAGGAGGUCGACAGCCUCCUCUGUCUCUACAGACCGGACAAGGUCAACACACGCCUUCGCCUCGAGAAUCGCCCUAUCUCGGCAACAAGCAGACGCAACCGCCCCGAUUGGGAUCUACGCCAGCCACCGCCUCCUCAACAGGCCCGAACUCGCUCGGAUUGGCAUCUGCCAGUGACGAUGGCCGACGCAAAGGAAGCGAUGAGCUGUUGGCUCACCGUACUCUUCUUGCUGUCGGUGCAGAUGGCAAGCGUGGUGGCCGGGCGUCUCCGCUUCCCCAGGCUGUUCAAGGUGCCCAGGCCCCGUUUAUUGGUGCUACCGGUGAACCCAGCAUCAAGAAUGAGUUGGGUAGAGUAUUUUCGGGAAUUGGGAGUGGCGUCGGAGGUGUGACGGCAGGAGUUUCCGGUAGUGGACCGCCCACACCACUCAUUGCGAGCCCUUUCAAACGGGAUAGCUUCACGGCCCGCUCGGCAAACGGCGAAGUCGACGAAGCCAGGAUUCCGCGACCUCCAUCGGCUUCCGGCACCCGACGCCCACACAAAUCACGGGACGAGGAGAUGGAUUUGGAAGGUGGUGCAGGGCUAUCGGCUCGAGGCCGUCGAGCUCGACAUGCACAUGGUCACCAUCAUCAUCACCAUCUCCACCAUCAUCAUCACCGUCACAAAGCCGAAGAAGAGGCCGCUGCGUUGACAGAACUACACCGGCCACUGUCAUCUGCGAACCACUUUAACCGCACCUCUACUCCGGGCGAGUCCUCUGGACAUCACCACCACCAUCAUCAUCACCACCAUCAUCAUGCUCGGCCCGCCGCCGCAUCGCCAUUGCGUGAACCUCGUAUUACUGUCAACCUAGAGCCGCUUCUGUCUAGCGUGUCCCACUUGCCACGGCAUCAUCUAGGUUCCACUCUAUACACGCCUCGCAUCGGAGUUCCUAGUGCGCGGGCGUCGGGUGAGAGCUCCAAGUUUGGGUAUACCACCACCCCACAGCCCCUUCCGCGAUUUGAGCAGCGCGAAAACUGCACCUUUACAGUUCGUGUGCCGCGAUUCAGGAUCGACACAAGCCACCGCGAGGAAAUCUGUGCGCGCCGCGCGCUGUGGGGUACUGGUGUGUACACGGACGAUUCGGAUCCCGUCGCGGCUGCCAUCCACUCGGGUUACAUCCGGGGCGCUUGGGGCGAGGAUGUCGACGAGUCAAUGCUUGAUCUUGAAAUCAAAGACACCUACCAGCAUGCUCCACCGAGAGAAGACAAUCAGGCCAAGACCAAUGGUAGCUCCAAGGACGAUACUGCGACCAACGGUCCUCGUCUGCCCCCUGUGCCUCCUGUCAACAAGGAUCUUCACAUCACCCUGCUGGUGCUUCCCCGCCUCGAAAGCUACGAUUCUACGGUCAUGUUUGGCAUCAAGUCUCGCAAGUGGAACGGUCGGCAUGACGGGAUGAGUUUCAAGAUCCACCAGGUCGAAUGGGUGGAUGAAGGUGUUGCACGCGGCGAGGAGCGCAGCGGCGAAGCCCGACGCAAGCGCCUGCGCACUCUGAUGCAGACCGGUCGCAUCUGUACCGGGCCGGCGAUGGCGAAGAUGGAUGAGCUGCGUCGAAGCGGGGUGCAAGUUCCCCGGACUAUCGACGGCCAGGACCAGCCAACCCCUGUGCAGCCGGUAUCGUAA